This is a messenger RNA of Penicillium paradoxum, 1173 nucleotides long. Its product is annotated as nucleoside transmembrane transporter FUN26. The record is from RefSeq and is a predicted model, not a curated record. Gene Ontology annotation, molecular function: nicotinamide riboside transmembrane transporter activity; nucleobase transmembrane transporter activity. NCBI's taxonomy places the organism in Eukaryota, Fungi, Ascomycota, Eurotiomycetes, Eurotiales, Aspergillaceae. Gene Ontology annotation, biological process: nucleoside transmembrane transport. The transcript has a single exon. Gene Ontology annotation, cellular component: fungal-type vacuole membrane; plasma membrane. Bases 1 to 1173 code for a protein of 390 amino acids.
AUGUUCCUUGCCGCAGCACCAUAUUUCUACAGCCGGUUCCAGUCAGACGACUGGACAAGGACGCACUAUCAAUCCUCGAUUCUUUCAGUAUCAACCGUUACCAAUCUCGCGAGUGCUUAUAUCCUGGCAAAGCUACAGAAGAACGCGUCCUAUCCGCGUCGAGUGACACUUUCGCUGCUGAUGAACUGUGCCGUGUUUACAAUUUUGGCCUUUUCGGCAGUCGUUAUGACUGACUCAUCACCGCGGGCAUACUUUGGUUUCCUGAUGGUGAUGGUCUUCGGCACGAGUCUCGCGACUGGCAUCAACCAAAACGGCGUGUUUGCGUACGUCUCGAGCUUUGGGAGAGAGGAGUAUACCCAGGCUAUCAUGACUGGACAGGGAGUCGCAGGCGUUCUACCUGCCAUCGUUCAAAUAUUCUCUGUGCUGGCUGUGCCAUCGAAAGGGGAUGGUCAAGAUCAAGGUGCCAGCAUGCCUCAGACGGACUUGUCGAGGUCGGCUUUUAUUUACUUCCUCACAUCGACGGGUGUCUCAUCCAUUGCUCUGCUGGCAUUCGUAUAUCUUCUCAGACAACAGCCUGCCUCAAGGCAAAAGUUGCUAAGAGAUGAUGAUGAGACUAUUACAGAGGACUACGAUGGUUCCAAGACUGUUAGCCUCCGGACGUUGUUCGUCAAGCUGCGGUUCCUAGUCUUUGCUGUGUUCUUUUGCUUCAUGAUUUCGAUGGUCUUCCCAGUUUACACAGCGGAAAUACAGUCCGUCAACGACCCUGCCCGUUCACGGAUCUACGAUCCUAGUGUCUUUGUUCCCUUAGGAUUCUUAGUCUGGAACUUGGGUGACUUAGUUGCAAGAAUGGGGGUGGCUAUUCCAGGUAUGUCCUUAGGGAAGCAUCCUCAGAUGGCUGCCAUCCUGGCCAUUUCUCGAGUUAUGUUCAUUCCCCUGUAUCAGCUCUGCAACAUCAACGGUGAAGGUGCCGUUGUCCAGAGUGACGUUUUCUAUCUCCUUGUCCAAUUCUUCUUUGGAGCAACUAACGGGUACCUGGGGACAAGCUGUAUGAUGGGUACAAGUCAUUGGGUUGCUGCCGAUGAAAGACCAGCUGCUGGUGGAUUUAUGAGCAUGAUUCUUGUGGCUGGACUGGCUGCUGGGAGCUUGUUGAGUUUUUCUGUUGCCAGCGGUUGA